AUGACAGCUGAAACAAACGUUACCGAGACUUCAUACAUAAGUAAACAAAUAUCUAAAUUCACGGAAACUGAAGACAAACAUGGUAAUUACGUAUAUUUCGAUGGUCUAGAAGACAAACAUGGUAAUUACGUAUAUUUCGAUGGUCUAGAAGACAAACAUGGUAAUUACGUAUAUUUCUAUGGUCUAGAAGACAAACAUGGUAAUUACGAAUAUUUCUAUGGUCUAGAAGACAAACAUGGUAAUUACGUAUAUUUCGAUGGUCUAUUAGACAAACAUGGUAAUUACGUAUAUUUCGAUGGUAUAGAAGAUAAACAUGGUAAUUACGUAUAUUUCGAUGGUCUAGAAGACAAACAUGGUAAUUACGUAUAUUUCGAUGGUCUAGAAGAUAAACAUGGUAAUUACGUAUAUUUCGAUGGUCUAGAAGACAAACAUGGUAAUUACGUAUAUUUCGAUGGUCUAGAAGACAAACAUGGUAAUUACGUAUAUUACGGUAUAUUUCGAUAUGGUCUAGAAGAUAAACAUGGUAAUUACGUAUAUUUCGAUGGUCUAGAAGACAAACAUGGUAAUUACCUAUAUUUCGAUAGUCUAGAAGACAAACAUGGUAAUUACGUAUAUUUCGAUGGUCUAGAAGACAAACAUGGUAAUUACGUAUAUUUCGAUGGUCAAGAAGACAAACAUGGUAAUUACAUAUAUUUCGAUGGUCUAGAAGACAAACAUGGUAAUUACGUAUAUUUCGAUGGUCUAGAAGACAAACAUGGUAAUUACGUAUAUUUCGAUGGUCUAGAAGACAAACAUGGUAAUUACGUAUAUUUCGAUGGUCUAGAAGACAAACAUGGUAAUUACGUAUAUUUCGAUGGUUUAGAAGACAAACAUGGUAAUUACGUAUAUUUCGAUGGUCUAGAAGACAAACAUGGUAAUUACGUAUACUUCUAUGGUCUAGAAGACAAACAUGGUAAUUACGUAUAUUUCGAUGGUCUAGAACACAAACAUGGUAAUUACGUAUAUUUCGAUGGUCUAGAAGACAAACAUGGUAAUUACGUAUAUUUCGAUGGUCUAGAAGACAAACAUGGUAAUUACGUAUAUUUCUAUGGUCUAGAAGACAAACAUGGUAAUUACGUAUAUUUCGAUGGUCUAGAAGACAAACAUGGUAAUUACGUAUAUUUCGAUGGUCUAGAAGAUAAACAUGGUAAUUACGUAUAUUUCGAUGGUCUAGAAGACAAACAUGGUAAUUACGUAUAUUUCGAUGGUCUAGAAGACAAACAUGGUAAUUACGUAUAUUUCGAUGGUCUAAAAGACAAACAUGGUAAUUACGUAUAUUUCGAUGGUCUAGAAGACAAACAUGGUAAUUACGUAUAUUUCGAUGGUCUAGAAGACAAACAUGGUAAUUACGUAUAUUUCGAUGGUCUAGAAGACAAACAUGGUAAUUACGUAUAUUUCGAUGGUCUAGAAGACAAACAUGGUAAUUACGUAUAUUUCGAUGGUCUAGAAGACAAACAUGGUAAUUACGUAUAUUUCGAUGGUCUAGAAGACAAACAUGGUAAUUACGUAUAUUUCGAUGGUCUAGAAGACAAACAUGGUAAUUACGUAUAUUUCGAUGGUCAAGAAGACAAACAUGGUAAUUACAUAUAUUUCGAUGGUCUAGAAGACAAACAUGGUAAUUACGUAUAUUUCGAUGGUCUAGAAGACAAACAUGGUAAUUACGUAUAUUUCGAUGGUCUAGAAGACAAACAUGGUAAUUACGUAUAUUUCGAUGGUCUAGAAGACAAACAUGGUAAUUACGUAUAUUUCGAUGGUCUAGAAGACAAACAUGGUAAUUACGUAUAUUUCGAUGGUUUAGAAGACAAACAUGGUAAUUACGUAUAUUUCGAUGGUCUAGAAGACAAACAUGGUAAUUACGUAUACUUCGAUGGUCUAGAAGAUAAACAUGGUAAUUACGUAUAUUUCGAUGGUCUAGAACACAAACAUGGUAAUUACGUAUAUUUCGAUGGUCUAGAAGACAAACAUGGUAAUUACGUAUAUUUCGAUGGUCUAGAAGACAAACAUGGUAAUUACGUAUAUUUCUAUGGUCUAGAAGACAAACAUGGUAAUUACGUAUAUUUCGAUGGUCUAGAAGACAAACAUGGUAAUUACGUAUAUUUCGAUGGUCUAGAAGAUAAACAUGGUAAUUACGUAUAUUUCGAUGGUCUAGAAGACAAACAUGGUAAUUACGUAUAUUUCGAUGGUCUAGAAGACAAACAUGGUAAUUACGUAUAUUUCGAUGGUCAAAAAGACAAACAUGGUAAUUACAUAUAUUUCGAUGGUCUAGAAGACAAACAUGGUAAUUACGUAUAUUUCGAUGGUCUAGAAGACAAACAUGGUAAUUACGUAUAUUUCGAUGGUCUAGAAGACAAACAUGGUAAUUACGUAUAUUUCGAUGGUCUAGAAGACAAACAUGGUAAUUACGUAUAUUUCGAUGGUCUAGAAGACAAACAUGGUAAUUACGUAUAUUUCGAUGGUUUAGAAGACAAACAUGGUAAUUACGUAUAUUUCGAUGGUCUAGAAGACAAACAUGGUAAUUACGUAUACUUCGAUGGUCUAGAAGAUAAACAUGGUAAUUACGUAUAUUUCAAUGGUCUAGAACACAAACAUGGUAAUUACGUAUAUUUCGAUGGUCUAGAAGACAAACAUGGUAAUUACGUAUAUUUCGAUGGUCUAGAAGACAAACAUGGUAAUUGCGUAUAUUUCUAUGGUCUAGAAGACAAACCAUUUAAUUACGUAUAUUUCGAUGGUCUAGAAGACAAACAUGGUAAUUACGUAUAUUUCGAUGGUCUAGAAGAUAAACAUGGUAAUUACGUAUAUUUCGAUGGUCUAGAAGACAAACAUGGUAAUUACGUAUAUUUCGAUGGUCUAGAAGACAAACAUGGUAAUUACGUAUAUUUCGAUGGUCUAGAAGACAAACAUGGUAAUUACGUAUAUUUCGAUGGUCUAGAAGACGAACAUGGUAAUUACGUAUAUUUCGAUGGUCAAGAAGACAAACAUGGUAAUUACGUAUAUUUCGAUGGUCUAGAAGACAAACAUGGUAAUUACGUAUAUUUCGAUGGUCUAGAAGACAAACAUGGUAAUUACGUAUAUUUCGAUGGUCUAGAAGACAAACAUGGUAAUUACGUAUAUUUCGAUGGUCUAGAAGACAAACAUGUUAAUUACUUAUAUUUCGAUGGUCUAGAAGACAAACAUGGUAAUUACGUAUAUUUAGAUGGUCUAGAAGAUAAACAUGGUAAUUACGGACCAGCCAAUUUUUCAGGGGGACUGUUUUUAAUGAUUCAAAACUUCUAG
Parnassius apollo (apollo) is the source of this 3312-nucleotide messenger RNA. Lineage: Eukaryota; Metazoa; Arthropoda; Insecta; Lepidoptera; Papilionidae. The record is from the annotation of a GenBank genome assembly.